UUGUCAUUCAUUCCGUCAUAUCGCAUCGACCGAGGUGGUUGUAAAAUUAAAAAGAGGAAAAUGUUCGAAAAGUAGAAUAAUGUAAAUUGAAUUACUAACAUGAAUGUUAACAUCCUUAUAAGAUUAAGCGUGCUGUUGUUGGUCUCAUGACCAUUUAGUAUUCAGCUGCCAUACAGAUAAAUCGUAUAAAUGGGUGACGUUCUGAGCAUAUUUUCUGUGAUAAUUAUGAAAUUUAAAUCUAAGUUCAAUGAAAGUAAAAUUUAUUUUCACUAUGAUCUUCCGUGGGAGAGGCUGAACUCCGUGAAGUGGAUGAAUGAGAAGGCCACCUCGAACAGGGCUUACGUGCCCACGACGGUGGAGAAUGUAGCAAACGUGUGUACGCACGCACUAUGCGUUGCGCCUGCAUCGUUGGGUGCGCGGGAGUUGCUCACGCGGUCUGUGAACGCGCCACAAGCGAUCGCUGCCGUCGUCUAUGGACUCGCACUAUGCUUGCUGUUCGCGGUGUCCACAACCUUCCAUUCCGUGUGUUGUUGCAGAUCCGAAACUAAAAUGAAACACUUCCUGCACCGUUGCGACCGGGCGAUGAUUUACAUAUUCAUCGCGAGUUCCUACUUCCCGUGGCUGACUGUCGGCACCCUCUCGUGCUGGAUGCUGCGGGAGCUGCGCUGGGUGAUCUGGCUGCUCGCCGUCCUCGGCAUCACCUACCAGCAGAUCUUCCACGAGAGGUACAAGAUGCUGGAGCUUCUGCUCUACCUCGUCAUGGGACUGGGACCGGCGGCCAUCAUUGUCACGUCGAAUCACCAGUUCCCGGCGAUGUACGACCUGAAGCUGGGCGGCAUCCUGUACCUGGUGGGCGUGUUCUUCUUCAAGUCGGACGGCCGCAUCCCCUUCGCGCACGCCAUCUGGCACGUGUUCGUCGCGUUGGCCGCCUCCGUACACUACCUUGCCAUCCUUAGACACCUCUUCCCAGAACUCAAAUCUCAUUGAAGACUGCCCAUUUAACCUAUUGAAUCUCCAUUAUUAGAGCUCUCUAAAGCUAUUUUUGUAUCCUAACUCGAUAACAAGGCCGGAGAUUAAAUAAUUCAGCCGACAAUCGUCUGGACCUCGGACGAUACGGUAUUGCAGCUGUGAUCUUCGGCUUUGUAAUGUCAUUUACUUCGUAAUGUGUGCGUGAGUCUUUGUGUAGAGAUUCGGACUAAGCUGUAUACUAGAAUGUUCCGCGACGUCGAUCGCAACCUAUAAAUAUUUCCUAUGUGUUCGUGUGGCGGGCUAGACUGCCAUAAGCGAUAAGUAAUUACAGCUGAACUCGCAUUUUUUGGUAGGGUGAGCAACUUAAUCGAGGUCAUCAUGGAAUUUUAAUAAUAAUGUAUUCGUUUUAUGAAACUCUCCCAUUGGGUUCCGGUCAAUCAAUAACUUCGGUCUAGGAAAGACGAAGAUCCAAAUCGACUCUACAUUUCGCGAUGUGACAUUUAUUUCUGUUGUUUGCGGUAGCUUAUUUGCAUGGGUGGCCAGACACACCGCCGCCAUGGUAAUUUCGCAUGCAGGUACAUUAUCAUGCUGUAUAAAUACGGCUCAAGUCGCUCGAGUCGUGGACGUAAUGCCCCAUCGUAUACUGUUACGUAGCUUCCGGCCUCUCCACGCGCCGGAGCAAUCAAUAUUGUCACAUCAAGGUUACAUCUAGCAGACUAAGACUGUGUAUAAUACUCUUCUUAUGUAUUAAUCGUAAGAUAACUUUGAGAGUGACAUUGGUUUAGUGACAUCUUUGACUUGAGUAAAGACGAGAAUUAAAGAUCUUGUUUUGAAAUUGAACACAAUUGUUAUGAAUUUGUUCCGAGCAAUUGUUUUUCAAAAUUAGAGGGUAUUGUACAACAGGCUUUAGAAAAAUUCAAACAUUCGAAUUCUAGCAAGCUCAUAUAGCAGCUCUUGCGUCAUGUAGAGUUAUUCAGCAAGCGAGUAAUCACCUAAUCAAUCGAUAAAUUCGUCAGGAAAUUGCGAAGGAACCGUAUCGAGUUACCGCACGCCCACAUUCUCGACACAUAUCGCGUGGACGACCCGUAAAAGUUAGGAACUGGAGAGCUGUGUGGGUCGCUCGAGUAACUCGAUUCAAACUUUGCAAUCACUUCUCAGCAACCCUAUUCCAUUCAUAUGCGGUAUACAGUCUUUAUGUAUGAAGUUAUAAAUAUUGUAGUUUCAUAGAAUCCGAAACCAAUUUAAAGUUUUAAAGGGCAGUUCUUCAAUUAAUAAGUUCCUAAGUCUUUGCAAUUUCAAUCGAACAGGUUCACCUUCACCUUGUUAUUUGUUAACGUUAAAUUUCCGGUUGCUACCUUCUAUAUAGAGGUUUAAAUUUAUAACUCCGAAGACUUGGGUACUUUCGACGAAAUAUUUGGCGAUCUUUAUUUUGGACUUGUGGAAUGAGUAGACCGUAAAUAGUGAAAAUCUAUUCUCCUAAUUUUAAAAUAAGGAUUUAAUAAAAAAGUUCUAAAUAAAUAUUUUGUCAUACCAGCGAGGGCAUACUAUUUAGAUGUCAUAACUGCUUUGGGUGUAUUGUUAUUCUGUAUGAGAUGUAAGGAGCUCACUUGUUGUUCGGCAAUCUGUAGCAAUUAAUAGCAACUGUAGAGAUACAAGUAUUUAUUAGAUGAAAGCAAUUAGCAGCAUGAACCACGUUCGGCCAAACUAACUACAAAUAAUGGUAAAUGUGUGUAUAUUUUGUAAAAUAUUGUUGAACUUAUUGUACUAUUGUUGUAGUGUUUGUAGUCGAAUCUCAGAAUCUCGAGACCAAUCCAACCCUUUUUAGAGUAACUAUUUAAAAUCGUAUUGAAGGUUUUUAGAUACGUUUAUACCUAUUAACUUAUUAUACUUAUACGAAAUCCAGUUUUUUCAGCGAAAUCUUUUAUACACCUCAAUGUGAAUUUUCCCCUAGCAUUAGUUAUAGUGUAGCUAGUUGAAUGUAUAUACCAUCUUGUGUCUACGGAAUAGGAUUUUAAAAAUUUUAACAUCUUCAAAGUAAUAUAUUUAUUUCAUUUUAAAUUAUUUGUAUAUCCCAAUUUAGAUUUUUUAAGGAUUGCUCAAUCGUUCGUGUGACUAGGUAAUAUUUUGCCAGACUUCCAAAGGUUUUCACUAGAAUUUAAUAGCUGAACACCGUUCGUAGUAAUAAUGAUAGUUGGGAAUGUGUGAGGCAUGGUGUUGGCACCCGCCGAGCGCGUUGUUCCCGCUCGCCGGCGAUAGCUAAACAAUCGAGUCUGUUCGGGAAUUGGGCCGGCUCCAUACUGAGACAGUCGCGACUCGUGUGUUCAUCUGGGACUGAGGGAAUUCUAUACUUCAGACCUUUAACCUAGUUAGACUUUAAUACUGUUGCAAAACUCCUGCAUUCAUAUUUUUAAAUGUGUGUAUUCCUAAAUAUGUUUUAACUAAGUAUCAAUAUGAUGUUUGACAGUGUCACAUGAUUUAAGUGCUAUAUUUCGAUUGUAAAAUCAUUCUAGUCAUUGUAUUUGCUACAAACUUUUAUAAUGUAGUAUAAACAAAUUAAUUUUAUUGCAGUUCGGAAACAGUCGCGUAGUUAAAACAUUAAUAUCAAACUCGAUUUUAAAUCUAACGGUAUAUAACGGGGCUCAAGAAACGUGGGCAUACGUGACUUCGUCAUUUUAGCGAAUUGGUUGAGAGUAGAAUCAUGAAAACCGGUAGCCAAGGUUUAUCACAGGGUAAUAAUCAAAUAUUAUCAAUCUUACUCUAUUCCAUGAAUGCACAAAAACAAAAAUUAUUAAUUCAAAUAUUACUCCACUACGAUUAGUAGGUACGAAAAACUAAAUUAUUUUAAAUUAGGGAGAAGGUAUUUUGAUUUUAGAUAAGCGGUAUCGGGUAGAGCUGUAACGAUGCCUAGUUAUCAUUGAUGAGAAUUCCUCUGAAGUGCAAAGUAUUUGUAAGUAGGGAAGGGUAGCUUCAGACGGUGUUGUAGGUAUCUGUAAUGUCUCGUUAUUAGGGUCCUAUUGCUAAAUACGUACGAUCGAGACAAUUUUCUGUAGUCAUUUAAUAGUGUUCACCUAUCAGGGCGGCAGUACCUAUAUGUAAUACUCGUCGCCCACCGCUACAAGCCAAAUGCAUGUAUAUUUUCCUAUUACGAUUGUGAAGAGUUACCUGUAGCUGUAAGAGUGGAUAUUGUUGUAACAACUGCGUGACUCAAGUCUUCCCGAGAUGCCAUCGGUGGGUCUUCGAAAUUAUUAUUAUUAACAUUCCUUUUUUUCUAAAUAUAGGAAAGUUAUUAAACUUUCCGCAAUCGUCUUCCUGGCGUACCUUUUUUUAUUUUUCAACCACCUUGAGUCGCAAAUUCCUCUAUUUUAAAUAUCAUGUAAAUAAAGUACCUAUCUUAUUAUGCGUAUUUAAUGAAAUCUUGACUGCGGAUGUUUCUGUAUAAAAAUAUAUUCUUUAGCUAAACAUACAAUAUGACUUUCAGCUAGUAUUGGCCAUUUUUAUAAUAUCCUACUGUUAGAAAAUUGUGCCCGUAUUAUAUUCACUUAUUCAAGAAUUAUGACGUCAAUAUAAUAAUAGUAGGAUUUUUGUGUAAUAUUCGUAAAAUUAAACGUUUUUUGUUAAAUUAACUUUCGCAAAUGCGUCCAUAAUACAGUAUUCAAUGAUAUCGAUGAAUCUUGUAGUAGUGAAUCGAUAAAAUAUAUUGAAAUUCCAGCACUCAAACCUUGUAGGAUAUAAUAAGUUAAUUAAUGUUGACGAAACGUAUCAUAAAUAAGUGUUGUGUGAAUGGACGCGUAUGCGAAAGUGUUCUUGUUGUCGUACGAUGUUUAAUGUGAUGUAAUGUGUAUUGUUGUAGAUGGUAAGAUAAUACAAGCAUCAGAUUCAUUAUACCUUUCAGGCAGGCAAUGUACGAGACAACUGGGUUUAUAUUUCAUAGCAAAUAACUGUUAUUUCUUGAGUUAUUUAAACAAAUCGUCUUGAUUUAAGUUGGUUUGCCAAUGCGCUUUGAAUAGCCGCUUAAUACCAUUAUUCUUACGGUACAAUAAUAAUGACUAUGGCGGCUAUAAAAAAAUCACCACCUAUGUGCUCAAUGGCGGGAGAUGCGUAUCAUUUUAAAGGGAUUGCGGGUUCAUAUCCUACGCUAAAUAUACGAUAAAUAUCUAAACAGAUGUUGCGUUACUUAAAUUAUGAACAUCCAUAUUUUUAUCCAGUUGUUUAGUACGCUGCCUGCCUUACAUAUUCCCAGUGACUAUACUGUAUAGUUUUUCUAUCAAAUGAAAAUAGUGUUAUGAACAUAAAAGUUACCUUUGAUAUUGGACCCUGGUAUAGUUUUGUAGAGGUUUUUGGGAACUCAAUAAAUAAUAAUUUUACAAACA
Trichoplusia ni (cabbage looper) is the source of this 5339-nucleotide messenger RNA. Its product is annotated as monocyte to macrophage differentiation factor. Gene Ontology annotation, molecular function: pore-forming activity. Bases 190 to 987 code for a protein of 265 amino acids. Lineage: Eukaryota; Metazoa; Arthropoda; Insecta; Lepidoptera; Noctuidae. Gene Ontology annotation, cellular component: membrane. The transcript is spliced from 4 exons. The record is from RefSeq and is a predicted model, not a curated record.